Octodon degus (degu) is the source of this 1615-nucleotide messenger RNA. It is a transcript of the gene G3bp2, whose product is annotated as G3BP stress granule assembly factor 2. The transcript is spliced from 13 exons. The coding region runs from base 32 to 1615 and encodes 527 amino acids. The record is from RefSeq and is a predicted model, not a curated record. Gene Ontology annotation, molecular function: mRNA binding. Gene Ontology annotation, cellular component: cytosol; ribonucleoprotein complex. Lineage: Eukaryota; Metazoa; Chordata; Mammalia; Rodentia; Octodontidae.
GAAGCAUCAGCUGUCCUCUGUCCAUGAAGCCAUGUCAUGGCUUUCCAGCAGCCCAGGGUCGAGCUUCUGCAGGCCCAGGAUGCACAGUGCGGUGAAGGAUUCAGAUGACCUGAUCCUCCGUGCUCCAGAACGGAUUACAAAAACACAGCGUCUGACCCUGUGCAGCAAAGAGAUGGUUAUGGAGAAGCCCAGCCCGCUGCUGGUGGGGCGGGAGUUCGUGAGGCAGUAUUACACUUUGCUGAAUAAAGCACCAGAGUACUUACACAGGUUUUAUGGCAGGAAUUCUUCCUAUGUUCAUGGAGGAGUAGAUGCUAAUGGAAAGCCCCAGGAAGCUGUUUAUGGCCAAAAUGACAUACACCACAAAGUGUUGUCUCUGAACUUCAGUGAAUGCCACACGAAGAUCCGCCAUGUGGACGCACAUGCCACCUUGAGUGAUGGAGUUGUUGUCCAAGUCAUGGGCUUGCUGUCUAAUAGUGGGCAGCCAGAAAGGAAAUUCAUGCAGACCUUUGUUUUGGCUCCAGAAGGGUCUGUUCCAAAUAAAUUUUAUGUUCACAAUGAUAUGUUUCGUUAUGAAGAUGAAGUAUUUGGUGAUUCUGAACCAGAACUUGAUGAAGAAUCAGAAGAUGAAGUGGAAGAGGAGCAAGAAGAAAGACAACCUUCUCCGGAACCUGUGCAAGAAAAUGCCAACAGUGGUUACUACGAAGCUCUGGAGGAGAAGAACUUAGAAGAACUGGAGGAGAAGUCUACUACUCCUCCCCCCGCAGAGCCUGUUUCUCUGCCUCAAGAACCACCAAAGGCUUUCUCCUGGGCUUCAGUGACCAGUAAAAACCUGCCUCCUAGUGGUACUGUUUCUUCCUCUGGAAUUCCACCCCAUGUUAAAGCACCAGUCUCACAGCCAAGAGUUGAAGCUAAGCCAGAAGUUCAGUCUCAGCCACCACGUGUGCGUGAACAACGACCUAGAGAGCGACCAGGUUUCCCUCCUAGGGGACCAAGACCAGGCAGAGGAGAUAUGGAACAGAAUGACUCAGACAACCGUAGAGUAAUUCGCUAUCCAGAUAGUCAUCAGCUUUUUGUUGGUAACUUGCCACAUGAUAUUGAUGAAAAUGAACUGAAAGAAUUUUUCAUGAGUUUUGGAAAUGUCGUGGAACUUCGCAUCAAUACCAAGGGUGUUGGGGGAAAGCUUCCAAAUUUUGGCUUUGUGGUUUUUGAUGACUCUGAACCAGUUCAGAGAAUCUUAAUUGCAAAACCAAUCAUGUUUCGAGGAGAAGUGCGUUUAAAUGUGGAAGAAAAGAAAACAAGAGCUGCGAGAGAGCGAGAAACCAGAGGCGGUGGUGAUGACCGCCGAGAUAUCAGGCGCAAUGACCGGGGUCCUGGCGGCCCGCGCGGCCUCGUGGGUGGUGGGAUGAUGCGCGACCGAGAUGGAAGAGGGCCUCCUCCGCGAGGUGGCAUGCACCCAGCUGAACUAAAUCAGGUUGGUGCUUGUAUGGAAGAUCCACCUAAGGAUUGUUGCCAACAGCAUAAAAGGAGAACUGUCAAGGAAGAAGGGGUGCAGUUGGUUCUCCUGGGACUGUUGGUUCUGCUGGAGGAGUUUGUCACAUUGGCUUUCCUGAUAUGA